GUUUUGGACAGUUUUAUAAAUCAAUUUAGUUUGCUUGAAUAUUUCGAAACGAUCGGUACAAUUCUUAAGACGUAUAAAGCGUUUACUUUCAACUUAAAGUUUAUCAGUUAAGAUAUAUUAUGCCACCACCAGGAAGAGGUUGGGGUGGCCCACCACCAAGAGGAGGAGCACAGGUUAAUAUUAAUAUUGGCGCACGACCACCACCGCCCCCAGCAGUAAUAAUUGGACCACCACGACCACCAGCUGUGAUCAUUGGAGCACCACCUCCACCGGCAGUAGUUAUAGGUGCUGCAGCGCCACCUUUAGUUGUUGGUGCAGCACAACCAGCCGGAGUUUAUGUAGGCGCACAACAGCCAGCGGCUGGAGUAUAUGUUAGACCACAAGAAGAAAUACUCUGCUGCACUAUUUUAUGAAAAUGAUAUAAAUUCACCUAAGAAGUAAACUAUAGGGAUUAAUAACAAUAUAUGAGAAGUGGACAAGAGCAAAUACAUAUAUAUGUGCUUAUAAUUAAUAUGUGU
Messenger RNA from Teleopsis dalmanni, 518 nucleotides. RefSeq names its product neural Wiskott-Aldrich syndrome protein. The transcript has a single exon. The record is from RefSeq and is a predicted model, not a curated record. Bases 120 to 413 code for a protein of 97 amino acids. NCBI's taxonomy places the organism in Eukaryota, Metazoa, Arthropoda, Insecta, Diptera, Diopsidae.